AUGAGAGUUGCCGGGAGUGGCCAGUGGAGAGUUAUGGAAAAAUGGAAAGAUGUUCCUAUCCCUACAAACAAAGAGGUGAUUGGGAAGAGGAACACCCUGAAUUAUUGGGAAGUGCAAGGAGACUAUGCUAGGAGGACAAGAUGGAUAAUGCAUGAGUUUCGUCUUGCGUUAAUUACUAACCCAUCCAAGAUGGCAGAUUGGGCUGCGUACCGCAUCUUUCAAAUUAAGGAUGCAAAUAAUGUGAAGAAUGCAAAGAAUAGCAAAAUAGGGUAUAUUGGGGAAAGCGGUGAUAAUGGGAGUGUUGAAGUCUUUGAUUUCAGUGCUGAGAGUGGAAGUUUCUCAAGCCCUCCCAAAUGA
Lotus japonicus is the source of this 357-nucleotide messenger RNA. RefSeq names its product NAC domain-containing protein 83-like. Gene Ontology annotation, biological process: regulation of DNA-templated transcription. The coding region runs from base 1 to 357 and encodes 118 amino acids. The transcript is spliced from 2 exons. Gene Ontology annotation, molecular function: DNA binding. Lineage: Eukaryota; Viridiplantae; Streptophyta; Magnoliopsida; Fabales; Fabaceae. The record is from RefSeq and is a predicted model, not a curated record.